CCACCAACAAUUGAUAUACCGCAUUCAAAAGGUCUCAGUAAUAUGCAGGUUUCCGAUCUCUGCCACUGCCUCGAAGCAAAGUGUAAGGAGCUUAUAGGAAAUCCUAUGGUUAUGGAAUUGUGCGAGAUUGUCAGGGCAUUUUUAUCUGAUAACAACAAGCCCCCACAAGGCUCUUUUCAUGACGUUAUGUUGAGAUUCAAGGAAACACAAGACUUUUUGUUUGAGGCCGAGAAGGAGAGGAAAGAGGCACUCGCAAAAGAAGCGAUUGUGGAGGAGCGCGAGAGACAAAAGUUAGAAGCUGAGCUGAGGAACGAGCAGGCAGGAUAUACGGGUGAUGCGAACGUGGAGAAACAAGAUGAGUUUAUUCUCUUUAUGCUAUGUCUUUUGACGCGCAUUAGCCUGCUUUGUAUUGUUUCCGAGAACAACUUAGUUUAA
Cylicostephanus goldi is the source of this 435-nucleotide messenger RNA. Lineage: Eukaryota; Metazoa; Nematoda; Chromadorea; Rhabditida; Strongylidae. The record is from the annotation of a GenBank genome assembly.